Polyodon spathula (Mississippi paddlefish) is the source of this 3293-nucleotide messenger RNA. RefSeq names its product ankyrin repeat and EF-hand domain containing 1a (gene ankef1a). The transcript has 9 exons. The coding region runs from base 347 to 2674 and encodes 775 amino acids. The record is from RefSeq and is a predicted model, not a curated record. Gene Ontology annotation, molecular function: protein binding. Lineage: Eukaryota; Metazoa; Chordata; Actinopteri; Acipenseriformes; Polyodontidae.
CCUAUGAUCUAAAAGGCAUACGCCUUCUGCAGUAAAGUAUCAUAUAGAAUAUCUUUAAGCUCUCAUACAGUUUAGAAAAUGAAAACAAAAUUAAAGAAAGGGAUUGCCUUUUGGUUAUACUGCUGACAUUUUACAGAGAGCAUUCAUGUUUCCACACAGGUUAGCAAAUUAAAAAUAAAUAAAGCCAUUUUUCUAACUGUAGGUCCACACCUUAAUGCAUUGUUUUUAGUGCUACUGUCUUCUCUGUGUCACAGCUCAGUCAUGCACUGCAGCAUUCUUUUUUUUAUUGUAUUUAUUCAGAAUUCAGCACCAGCAAAAAGAAAGCUAAGUUAGACUGUCUGCCACCAUGAAAAAGCCACAAACUCCAGGGAGACUGGAAGUCCUGCAGGUUUAUAAGCUCCUCCAAUGUGUGCGGAAAGAGGACAAGGCACAAAUAGAGAAGAUGGUUGGUCUUGGAGUCCCCAACCUUAUCAACGCAACUGAGCCCAAUGGUGGGGAAAGUGCCCUACAUUUAGCCUCUGUGGCUAACAACAUUGGAAUGUGCAGCUUCUUACUCUCACUGGGGGCACAUGCCAAUGUGCAGGACUUGGGUGGCUGUACCCCUGUGAUGAAAGCAGCUGAGCUGGGGCAUGAUACCAUUGUGGAAGUACUGACCGAGGCAGGAGCGGACAUGACUAUAGUGGACAACGAAGGCAAAGGUAUUUUAUUUUAUUGUAUUUACCCUUCCAAAAGACACCUGCGCUGUGCCCAGAUUGCCCUGAAACAUGGAGCUGAUGUUAACAAUUGUUCACUAAGAGGAAAACCUGUAUUUAUGGUUGCAUGUGAGCAAGCUGUGAACUGUUCCACAAUGUGUCUGAACAUUCUAGAAAGGGAAGCUGAUCCCAAUGCAACUGAUGAGUCUACAGGUUGUACAGCAUUAAUGGAAGCAUCAAGGGCAGGGGCAGUGGAGCUUGUUCGUGCUAUCCUUCAGAGAGGGGGAAACGUCAAUUCUUUAGAUAAGACAAGAAAUCAUGCCUCUCAUUUUGCAGCUGAAGGGGGCUUUUUUGAGGUAAUCCGAGUGCUUUCUGCAUAUAAUGCUGAUCUGUGUGUUGUUAACAUGCAAGGAAACACACCACUUCACCCUGCUGCCAAAGGAGGGUUUGCUGAUUGCUGCAAAUUCUUGGCCCAGAGAGGUUGCAAUCCUAAAAUCAAAAACCUGGAAGGAAGCACUGCAAGCAUGGUUGCUAAAGAGAAUGGGCACAAGGCCGUCAUGAAAGAACUACGCAAGGCAGAAAGACUUUAUGCCAAGUACGCCAAGCCUGGAGCGAAGAACCCCAACGACCCAUGGGCAAUAACUCUGUAUGACUGGGCCCUUGAGCACGAGGCAGAGCUUCGUAGUGCUUUCGAAUCUGCAGAAGAAACUGAAACUGAUACUGUCUCAAAGGACAACUUUGUUGCGGUUCUUCAGGAAAAGGGGGCACCAGUGGAGCAGGAGAACAUUCAAAAAAUUCUGUUGGCACAUGACAAGAGUCGAGAAGGGUUGAUCAAUAUCACUGAAUUCUUCAAAGGAACCAAGCUGCUGCAGAAGGCAUUUCUAAUGUCCUCAUAUGCCACCAAAAAGAAAAAAGGAAAAAAAGGCAAGAAAGGCAAGAAAAAGGGGAAGUUUUCAAUCCCAAUGCCAAUCUGCACUGUUCCUCAGGAGAUGAUGUUUCGUCGGGAUGAUGGCGGUCCUCCCCACUUCAUGAUUGAAAGUUAUCAGCAUUAUACAGAUUCAAACCGGUUUGAUCGGGAUCACCCUCCUGGACACCCCAUUGAGGACGAUUCAGCGUGGUACAUUGAUAAACCGCAAUUGUUCUACACAAAUAUCAAUUAUUGUGUAAAAACUGGGGAUUUUGAAUCCCUAAAUCUAGCCUUUAGCCAAGGAGUACCAGUCGACGUGUUGGACAAAUUCUACAAAACGCCCCUCAUGUGUGCUUGUGCCCAUGCAAAGUAUGAUGUUGCAAAAUAUCUUAUAAGCAAAGGAGCAAAUGUAAAUGCAUGUGACCAGUUUAAGUGGACUCCACUUCAUCAUGCCAGUCAUGCUGGGCAGCAGGAUAUUGUUGAACUGCUGGUAGAGUCUGGUGCUGAAAUCGAUGCUGCUGCAAUUAAUGGAGCUACUCCUCUGAUGAGAGCAAUAGAAAGUUGUAGGCCAGGAUGUGUUGAAUAUUUGAUCAAAGCUGGUGCAAAGGUUCAGAUUCAAAACAAGCAAGAGAAAAAUGCAAUGGACACUGCAAAGGCAUAUGCUGAUUUUAAAAUUGUCGACCUGGUGCAAGCAAAGUUUGAUACUCUUCCUAAACCGAAGGACAAAAAAGGAAAAGGAAAAGCACCUGCAAAACCAAAACCAGCUGCAAAACCCAAGGAACCAACUCCAAAACCAACUUCCCCAUCAUCAUCAGAUACAGGGUUAAAGAAACAAUUUCUUUUGGAGAGUGUGACACAUCAAAAUGCAAGAAUAGCCAGUGGAGCUACUAGGAAGAUAGACAUCACUUUCGUGCCAAAAACAAUUUGGACUAACCAGCCAACCACGAAUGACCUCAUUCAAAAGAAGGAAGAACGUAGAGCUCGCCUUUCCUAUGAAUCGGAUUUUGAGGAUUUUAUGAUGCCAUUUAAGAAGAACAUUAUGGAGAAAUCUCUUGAAUUAGGGGGUCCAGAAUAAUAAUAAUAGUAAUAAUAAAACAAUAAAUGGCUAAUUGUAAAAAAUCAAAAUGCCACAACUAUAUUAAAUUACUGUAGGAUAACAUUUUUGCAAAUACUGUGCAAUUAUUAAUGCAAAGGCAACAAAUAAGCUGUGAUACUUUAAAACAGGGUAAAAUAAUUAUUUUAUACUUUUUAGGAAAUUAUUUAAAUAGAGAUGACAAUGUAAGCUCAUUUUUUAAAGUUAUUAAUAAAUACAAUGCACCUCAGGACAACAGACACUUUACAGGCAGUAAAACACCACCAAGAAGUGUAAAAUUUUAUACUGUAAUCUAUAUCCACAAGUGAUAAUUUCCCUCGCAUGGUUUACAUAUUUGUCAUAGUGAUCAAUGGAUAUAACAAGGAAUCAUACUCCAUUUAAAAAUGUGUUUCUUGAGGCCAUGAUAGUAGUCCAAUGCAAAACUAAUAAAUAUGCUAAAUUAUUCACAGAGCCUUGUGAUGUCUGGUAUGAAAGGUCUGGAAUGAUUAAUUAAUCUGUUGAUUUUGAUGUACUUCCCUAAGGCAUAGAACUGACACAUGUUGUUUUUUUAUACUGUGAUAUAAUCAUUUAACAAUGCCAUUAAAUAUCACAUAAAAGUAGA